Molecule: messenger RNA, 5528 nt
Organism: Danio rerio (zebrafish)
Lineage: Eukaryota; Metazoa; Chordata; Actinopteri; Cypriniformes; Danionidae
Source: RefSeq, a predicted model, not a curated record
AUCUCAGCAGUGGGAGGAGAAGAAGAAGACGAAGACGAAGAAGAAACGGGCGCUCGCUCGGUCUGAGGGGGGGUGACGGACGGGUCGAGCGUUUUGUUCCGCUGGUGAAUCCUGCUUGAACGGAAAGCAGGAGACACAACAACCCGACACACAGAAGCCAGACCAGCCACUGACGAAAGUGCACGGAGGAGCGGGUCUAUAUAAAUAGGAACUACGGAGCUUUUGUUUCUCUCUCAACUCCUGCGGGUUUGGGGGCUCCAGCGGCGGCGGCGGAGAAGAUCCCGCUCGCCUAGGGAAGGAGGCUGGAAGUCGGGGACGCUUCCAGCCUGCAGGGCCAGGCGCCGUGGCGAUUGAGUAUCUGGACUUUGGUGAACCCUUAGGGGCUCAGUGGAUGGGAUGGAGGCGGGACCAUCUGGCGCUGUGCCCGUCGGGCCGUACCCUCCGCCCCUGCAGCAGGUGUUUCAGGCGCCCCGCAGGCCCGGCAUGGGCACCGUCGGCAAACCCAUCAAACUGCUGGCGAACUACUUCGAGGUGGAGAUCCCCAAAAUGGACGUGUUUCACUAUGAGGUGGACAUCAAGCCUGAUAAGUGCCCUCGACGGGUCAACAGGGAGGUUGUUGAAUAUAUGGUCCAGCAUUUCAAGCCGCAGCUCUUCGGUGACCGAAAGCCAGUGUAUGAUGGGAAGAAGAAUAUCUACACUGUUUUAGCGUUACCUAUAGGCAGUGAAAAGGUUGAUUUUGAGGUGACCAUUCCUGGCGAGGGGAAGGAUCGAAUCUUUAAGGUGUCGAUCCGCUGGUUGGCGAAGGUGUCCUGGAGGCUCCUGCAGGAGACGCUGGUCAGUGGGCGACUGCAGGUCCCGCUGGAGUCCGUUCAGGCUCUCGACGUGGCCAUGAGACACUUGGCCUCCAUGAGGUACACUCCAGUGGGCCGCUCCUUCUUCUCGCCUCCUGAAGGUUACUACCAUCCUCUAGGUGGCGGCAGAGAGGUGUGGUUCGGCUUCCAUCAGUCCGUUCGACCCGCCAUGUGGAAGAUGAUGCUCAACAUUGAUGUAUCUGCAACAGCCUUUUAUAAAGCUCAGCCUGUCAUUGAGUUCAUGUGUGAAGUCCUGGACAUCCGUAACAUUGAUGAGCAGCCCAAGACACUAACUGACUCGCAGAGGGUCCGGUUCACCAAGGAGAUCAAAGGAAUUCUGCAGAAGCACAGCCCAGGCGUAUCUUUUGUCGGCCUGAAGGUGGAGGUUACGCACUGUGGUCAAAUGAAAAGGAAGUACCGGGUCUGUAACGUCACACGGCGUCCUGCUAGUCACCAAACGUUUCCUCUACAGCUGGAGAGCGGACAGACGGUAGAAUGCACAGUAGCUCAAUAUUUCAAGCAGAAGUACAACCUGCAGCUCAAGUACCCUCACCUGCCCUGUCUACAGGUGGGACAGGAGCAGAAACACACAUACCUGCCUCUGGAGGUUUGCAAUAUUGUAGCAGGGCAGCGGUGCAUCAAGAAACUGACAGAUAAUCAGACGUCCACCAUGAUCAAAGCCACGGCGCGCUCCGCACCAGACCGACAGGAGGAGAUCAGCAGACUGAUGAAGAACGCUAACUUUAAUCUGGAUCCUUACAUUCAAGAGUUUGGGAUUAAGGUGAAGGACGACAUGACGGAGGUGACCGGCAGAGUCCUUCCAGCCCCAAUCCUGCAGUAUGGCGGUCGGAAUCGUGCCAUCGCGACUCCAAACCAGGGUGUGUGGGACAUGAGGGGAAAACAGUUCUAUAAUGGCAUCGAGAUCAAGGUUUGGGCCAUUGCUUGCUUCGCUCCGCAGAAACAGUGUCGGGAAGAGGUGCUCAAGAACUUCACCGACCAGCUGCGCAAGAUCUCAAAGGAUGCUGGGAUGCCGAUUCAGGGUCAGCCGUGUUUCUGUAAGUACGCUCAGGGGGCCGACAGCGUGGAGCCCAUGUUCAGACACCUGAAGAACACUUACUCUGGACUGCAGCUCAUCAUUGUCAUCCUGCCUGGGAAAACCCCCGUCUACGCGGAAGUGAAGCGUGUUGGAGACACUCUUCUAGGAAUGGCCACUCAGUGUGUGCAGGUGAAGAACGUGGUAAAAACCUCCCCGCAGACGCUCUCCAACCUCUGCCUCAAAAUCAACGUCAAACUCGGCGGCAUCAACAACAUCCUCGUGCCGCAUCAACGGUCAGCAGUGUUUCAGCAGCCCGUGAUCUUCCUCGGGGCAGAUGUUACACACCCGCCGGCUGGUGAUGGGAAGAAGCCAUCUAUUACUGCUGUUGUUGGCAGUAUGGACGCUCAUCCCAGCAGAUACUGCGCUACAGUUCGAGUCCAGCGGCCCAGACAGGAGAUUAUUGAAGAUCUGUCCUACAUGGUGAGAGAAUUACUGAUCCAGUUCUACAAGUCCACCCGCUUCAAGCCCACGAGAAUCAUCUUCUACAGGGACGGCGUACCAGAAGGACAGCUGCCACAAAUCCUGCACUAUGAGCUGUUGGCCAUCAGAGAUGCCUGCAUUAAGCUGGAGAAAGACUAUCAGCCCGGCAUCACUUACAUAGUCGUGCAGAAACGCCACCAUACACGACUCUUCUGCGCCGAUAAAUCUGAACGAAUCGGCAAGAGCGGGAACAUACCAGCGGGAACUACGGUCGACACCAGCAUCACACAUCCAUUCGAGUUUGACUUCUACCUGUGCAGUCAUGCAGGCAUUCAGGGCACCAGCCGACCCUCACACUACUACGUCCUGUGGGACGACAAUCGCUUUACGGCUGACGAGCUGCAGAUUCUCACCUACCAGCUGUGCCACACGUAUGUGCGCUGCACCCGCUCCGUCUCCAUCCCCGCGCCAGCAUACUACGCCAGACUCGUGGCUUUCCGGGCCCGAUACCAUCUGGUGGACAAAGAACAUGACAGCGGGGAGGGAAGUCACGUCUCCGGGCAGAGCAAUGGUCGAGAUCCUCAAGCGUUGGCCAAAGCGGUGCAGAUUCACCACGACUCCCUGAGGACCAUGUAUUUUGCCUGAAUAACAAAAAGCGCACGUCUCCGGACACCUCGAGCCAGAACCCCUGGGUGCUAAACCAGUCCAAUGAAGCCCACACAACUGAACACUUUCUUGAGUCUGGCAGAACUAUGCUCUUUCGGUUUUUAUUUAAUUGUGUAUUAUUGUAUACUACCUUCGCACUCCCACAUGUACGUAUGUAUGCAAUACGGAGGGAAGGAACGCAGGCCAACCUGUCGUUUUUGUAUGCCACCACAAAGCUGCCUCUGAAGCGUCCGUUCGUCUAGCCGUCCGGGUGCCGCCGUCCAGUGGAGCAAUCCUCGUUUCUUCCAUUUGGCAUUAUUUUUAUUGUUAUUGUGAAAUUCUUUUACAUUUGUAUUAUUAUUUUUUGUAAGAAAGAGAGAGAGAGACAUGGUACAUUAGCACUUAGUUUUAGUUGAAAUGGCAGCGUUUGCUUGUCGUCUGUGAAGCAGAACGCGAUCAAAACUGUAGCAGUGAUGCAGGAUUUUCCUCCAGCGGUUGUGUUUAGUUAGUUAAAGCGUGGCCUAAUUAGUGUAACGAUAGAUGGACCACUGAGUUGCAGGAUGCACUCCUGCAUCAGCAUAACACCGAAACCAGCAUUAUGCACCAGCCAAAAUGUGACGCCAACCGCUCUCAUCUGGAAGACGUGGGUUUUUCUGCACUUGAUUCCUCUGCGCUCUUUUAGUAGAGGAGGAUAUUGUUCACUCCUGAUGCACGCAAAUCUUCCUGAGCCUAAAAGAACACAACUUUUUUGGAACUAGGCUCAUUUUACAUCCCUCCAAGUGUUAAACGGCUGAGUUUACCCAUUUUUAAAUCCCUUUAGCUGAUUCACUUUUAGCUUAGCUUAGCAUAAAUCAUUGAGUCGGAUUAGACCAUUAGCAUCACAGUCAAAAUUGGCCAAAUAGUUUGGAUAAUUGCUUUAUUUAAAGCUCUGCGAGUGUUAAACUGGUGAGUUUUACAAUUAUUAAUCUCUUUAGCUUAUUCACUUUUCGCUUAGCUUAGCAUAGAUCAUUAAAUUGGAAUAGACCAUUAGCAUCUCACUCAAAAAUGGCCAAAUAGUUUGGAUAUUUGCUUUGUUUAAAGCUCUCCAAGUGUUAAAAGGAUGAGUUUUAUCAUUUUUGAAUCUCUAGCUAAUUCACUUUGAGCUUAGCUUAGCAUAGAUCAUUGAAUCGGAUUAGACCAUUAGCAUCUCACUCAAAAAUGGCCAAAAAGUUUGGAUAAUUGCUUUAUUUAAAGCUCUCCAAGUGUUACACUGCGAGUUUCACCAUUUUCGAAUCCUUUUAUCUGAUUCACUUUAGCUUAGCUUAGCAUAGAUCAUUGUAUUGAAUUAGACCGUUAGCAUCUCAGUCAAAAAUGGCCAAAUAGUUUGGAUAAUUGUUUUAUUUUAAGCUCUCAGAGUGUUAAACGGGUGAGUUUUACUAUUAUUAAUCUCUUUAGCUUAUUCACGUUCAGCUUAGCUUAGCAUAGAUCAUUGAAUCGGAUUAGACCAUUAGCAUCUCACUGAAAAAUGGCCAAAUAGUUUGGAUAAUUGCUUUAUUUAAAGCUCUCCAAAUGUUACACGAUGAGUUUCACCAUUUUUAAAUCCCUUUAUCUGAUUCACUUUAGCUUAGCUUAGCAUAGAUCAUUGAAUUGAAUUAGAUCAUUAGCAUCUCACUCAAAAAUGGCCAAAUAGUUUGGAUAUUUGUCUUAUUUAAAGCUUCACUCUUUUGAAGUUACAUCAUGUACUGAGCAACUGACGUAAAAUCAAAGGUUAUUUUCUGUGUAUUAGCAUUGCGCUGCAAUAACUAUGGUAUGGCAGCAAAGUUCCUUGAUUAUUACACCAGAAUGAGAGUAAACUGUAGUUCCUAACCAUUUCAGCACAGAAAACGAGCAACUUUUUUUUUUCUGUUGGUCAUAGUACAUGAUGUAACUACAGAAAAGUCUUUAAAACUUUAAAUUUGGUCAUUUUUUGAGAUGCUAAUAGUCUAAUCCGAUUCAAUGAACUAUGCUAAGCUAAAAGUGCUCCUGCCAGAAUCUGAGAUCGGCUGAAUGGAAUAAAAAACAGUAAACACUCAAAUGAAACUCAAUUAAAACUCAAUACUUUAACUCUCAGGGAGUUGUAAAAUGAGCCUAUUUUAUUUUUUAAAAAGUGGAGUGUUCCUUUAAAACAAUAGUUCACCCAACAUUGGCAAUAUUGUCAUUAUUUACUCACAUUUAUGUGUGUGUUUUUUUAAUGCAACACAAAAUAUUUAAAGCACCUUUUUUUUUUUAUAAAAAUACACCAGCAUAACCUAUUAAACAUUUUCUGAAGUCAUAUUUUAGCUUUCUAAACGCUUGUUAUGCACUGUUUUAAUACUUGCAUUCUUGCAUUUCACGUGGUUGCAAAUGAGAAAACUUCAGUGAAAGAGAUGAUAAUUCAUUUAGUAAUGACUUAAUGUUUUGGUCAGUUCCUCAUCUAACUCUGACAAUUCAGAAGACUUGGAAUCACUCAUACAUGCGCACACACAGUAAAAAGCUCCUAGUUGACUUCACACAAAAAA